Acanthosepion pharaonis is the source of this 759-nucleotide messenger RNA. NCBI's taxonomy places the organism in Eukaryota, Metazoa, Mollusca, Cephalopoda, Sepiida, Sepiidae. The record is from the annotation of a GenBank genome assembly.
AUGUCUCUCUCUGUCUUUCUCUUUACACCUCUUCUGAUCUCAUCCUUUUAUUCUUUUUUUCCUUUUGAGCAAAGAGAGAAUCUUUCACUUACUCUCUUUACACUUUCUUCUGUCUAUAUCCACCAUUCUUUCCCACUAUCAUUUCUUAUAUUUUCUUGUCUUCCGGAUGUCCAUACCUGUUCUCAUUAUUCUAUCCUUUUUCUUCUCUAUUUACUUUUUUCUAUACUUUCCUUCUUGUCAUCCAUUUUAACCACAUCCAUCUCUUUCCUUCCAGUAUUGAUUAGAAUUAAGGCGAGAGUUUAUUUAAAGGUAAAUUUAAAACGUAGCAUACACAGCAUCUAUCUAUCUAUCUAUCUAUCUAUCUAUCUCAGUCUGUUCAUUUAUCUAUCCAUGUAUCUAUCUCAGUCUGUUCAUCUAUCUAUCUAUCUAUCUAUCUAUCUAUCUAUCUAUCUAUCUCAGUCUGUUCAUCUAUCUAUCUAUCUAUCUAUCUAUCUAUCUAUCUAUCUAUCUCAGUCUGUUCAUCUAUCUAUCUAUCUAUGUAUCUAUCUCAGUCUGUUCAUCUAUCUAUCUAUUUAUCUAUCUAUCUCAGUCUAUUCUAUCUAUCUAUCUAUCUAUCUAUAUAUCUAUCUCAGUCUGUUCUAUCUAUCUAUCUAUAUAUCUCCAUCUGUUCAUUUUAGUCUGUUCAUCUAUCUAUCUAUCUAUCUAUCUCAGUCUCCUCAUCUAUAUAUCUAUCUAUCUAUCUAUCCCCUGUAUGCGUAA